Molecule: messenger RNA, 417 nt
Organism: Peronospora matthiolae
Lineage: Eukaryota; Oomycota; Peronosporomycetes; Peronosporales; Peronosporaceae
Source: the annotation of a GenBank genome assembly
AUGAUCAAGCGCUUCCUUCUCUUCGUGCUCUUGCUCAGUCCGGGUGCUAUCAGUGACGCUUUCCUGGCUCUUACGGCCAGCACGGUGCCUGAUGGCACUAUCCCCGUCCAAAAGCUGGCUACGAAUUCGAAGGCGCGCGGAAAACAAGCGCUGAAACCAAGCGAAGACAUGACUGCUGCUGUUGGUGAAGAACGGGCGCCAGAUUUUUUUCCUGGGUUGGAGGAGCAUUUGAAGGCGGCUUCGGAGAAGAUGCACGACUGGAUUGGUUGGAUGGCGAGGAAGUCUGCAUUUUGGGAGAAAGCGGAGUCUGCCCCGACGGGGGAGGGGGAGGCCUUGAGUAAGGUUGAUGAGGUUUUGCCUGAGGAGGAGGCUGUGAGGAAGGUCGAUAAGGCUUUGCAGAAGGUGAACGAUGUCUAG